Bombus pascuorum is the source of this 4651-nucleotide messenger RNA. Its product is annotated as myogenesis-regulating glycosidase. NCBI's taxonomy places the organism in Eukaryota, Metazoa, Arthropoda, Insecta, Hymenoptera, Apidae. The transcript has 11 exons. Gene Ontology annotation, molecular function: hydrolase activity, hydrolyzing O-glycosyl compounds. The record is from RefSeq and is a predicted model, not a curated record. The coding region runs from base 824 to 4336 and encodes 1170 amino acids. Gene Ontology annotation, biological process: carbohydrate metabolic process.
AUUUUGCGCGUCGUAUAACGAUGCCUGAGUUGAAAAACGAAUAGUUGCACAGAUUCGUUUUCAAAUAACGUUCUCAAGUUCCUCUCGCUUCGUUUCGAACAGCUCCGUGACAACACUCGCGAGAUCGAUACGUUUCAAAUCUUUCCCCAAGUUACGAACUUUCUUCGUAACUAAUCGCUAAUCACUAUACAACAAGCCCUUUCCUUGAUGCUCGAAAUUUUCUUCUUCCACGAGCUCGUCGCAAGCUUUCCCUUAAAAAGAUAUCUACGAACGCGAUCUUCUUUUUCUCCUUCGAUACUAGAGGCUGCGUAAAACUAGUCGCGAACAUUUAAAAAAAGAAAUUUUUAUUUCACGAUUAUGGGCCGCCUUGGUGACUGUGAACCGUCUUCUCGGGAAAUAUAAAGUUCCUACCGAAGGAUCGCGACUGUACUAGUAUCCGAUCGGUAGCGACGUAAACACGCUGCUCACGCGCUCCGAUUUGGUCACUCACGGGAUUUAUCGAUAUCAGUUGUCCGUGGGCGGAAAGAGGGACAUAUCUUGUAUAUAUGCAAGUAUGCGGUAUUCAAUUUUUAUGUAUUAGUGAACGCUUGCAAAUCGGUGAGCGUUUAUACGCGCGCAAACGCGUUACCGAUACAUUGAACGCGGUCUCGGAAGAUAUCGCUAAGUGGUUGCCGAUAUAAGGAACGGAAGAUCAGUCUAAAACCACCUGUCUUCGAAGGUGGAGGUUCUCUCAUCUAAUCGUCUCUACGUACGCGGUAUAAUUUAGGCUCGAAAUCUCGAUAAUCUUCUGCGAUCAACCGGUUCGAACGUUCGAUCCAGAAUAAUGGAGAGAUUAAAGAGGAAACGGAAGAGAGCCGACAAUCAAAAGAAAGUAUUGCUCUCCAUCGUCGAUCCCUGGGACGUCAGUGUAGCCAGUGUCGAUCCAGUCGGCUUGGCAGAACGACCAGGCGUUUCCCUGUCAUUCUUAUUGCCACAACAGAGCGGAAGUAAGCCACAGGAAUCUUUGUCCCCUGGUAGAAUAGUCAGGAUCCCGUCACCUUGGUACAAGCCAGCAUAUAGCAGCGUGGUGGAACAUCUUCCCGCUGGCGGAGCUGUUGAAACCAGCUCCGGGAAACCCACCUGGGUGGAUCCUUGGCACUCUUCCAGGUCACCAAGCGGAGGAAAAUACUAUCCAGCGAAAACGCCGGAAAAACCAGCGAGAAAGAAGGUGUCGAACGAAGGGAAGAGUUCGAGAAGAAACGGUAACUUCCGGGACGAUCUGGAAAUUCCAGACGACAAUGGAUUAAUCGGCACGACACCGGAAAUCACGUGCAAUGAUUUCGAUGACGAGCAGAGUAGUGGAACAGUAGCCAGAGUGCGUUUCGUGAACGAAGAACGCCCUAGGAGUUCCACUUGGGGAUCACGAUUAGACGAAAUAAAUCGUGUCCAUAAAGUGAAUAAUUUGUACUCGUCGAAUACGAUCCAUUUACCGACUGUGAGUCACACUGGGAAUUGUGAUUCUACGCGUGAUCGAGGAGAGCGUUUACGAGGUAGAACGAAGGAUUCUGCGGUGAAUGUUGAUGGGAAUAUCGAAAAGAAACAGUGUACGUUAACCAAAGAAAACGAAACACUCGGCCACGGAAUUUUUGAGGACGAACAACUUGAGAAUGUUGUGCAAAAUUUAGUAAUUUCGAGGUACAGUCCCAUUUUAAGCGGAACGCAAAGAAGGGCAAUAAACAAAAGAACGCCAUGUCAACGUCACGAACCUCAGGAGAGAAUCACAGUAGAUACAUCGAAGGUGGCGGGACAUAACGAAAACGCACCUGCCACAUCCACAGACAAAAUUACGGAAACUAUAAGAGUUCCAAAUGACAAGAGUACUGAAACGAGCGAUCGCACGAUACUAGCUAAUCGAAUUCGUAAAACGGGUAUUUCGAUGCCGAGUAAUCUGGAUGAAAUGGAGGAUCUACGAAUCGAUAGGCAAAAGGGAACCGCCUCGAAGUUCACGAGAUCGGAGAGCGACGACAGCAGCAGCGUAACGUUCAGCAACAGCGGUUCGACGCCCAAUGGAAGUCCGCUCGGUUCUGAGACCGAGGAAGAAGCGAAUGACGAAGAGUUGGCCAAAGUACCGUUGCAAGCUCCACCUCGAAGGAAAGGCAGAACCAUGUCUCCAAUGAUAAAUAAGAAAUUAGGAAACGAUCCGAUGGAACUUUCUGGAGGGCAGAGCGCCAACUCCACGAUAACGAGCGUUAACAGCAUUAGCAGUUUGCUCAAGGAAAAACUUCAGCUGUCAAUUCCUCAAGCUCUACGCAGUAGCAAGAAGAGGCAGAACGCCGAUUAUCGACUUCGAGCUUUCGUCGGGAUAUUGUUCCUCUGUGUCGUCUUCCUGGUAGGAUUUGCGCAUAUUUAUUAUACGCAGCACGUCCUUCAACGGGCCUAUUUCGACAAAUUUAGCUUCAACAAGAACAAACGAGUGAUGCGCGUAUACAGCAGCACCGGUAUGGAGGUGAUCGCAGCGAGACUCGGCGAGGGUAUACCGGCAGAAACGGGAGUCUUUCCCUGUCUGUCUCAUCACCAGAAGCAAGACUCUGUUUGCCUGGAGUGGCUUCAGCAAGCACGUCUAUAUCUCGCUCACACAAGGCACACGGACAUGCACUGUUACCACGUUACUUGGCAAAGUUUAAAUCCUCACUACAAUCCCAAAGAUUGCUUCGAUUGGUCGCAAAAGAGAGGCCACUGGUACGGUGGUGGCCAAGUGCAAAAUAUGCCUUAUCCUCUCGAACGUGGACGACUUGAUUUAAGUCCUUUUAUUACCGGAGACAUUACCAAACAUCCCUUUGGAAAUGUACUCAAGAGAUAUUUUUUAAACUCAAAAGGCGCUACUGUACUGGUUGAUCCAGAAACUCCACUCUACGUGUCGAUUAACGCAAACAAAAGCAACAACUUCUGCAUGCAAGCGAAGUAUGAUGCUUUCGCGUAUAUUAAUCAUCUGACACCGUUGCCUCAGUUAAACUACACGAUCUGUGCUACCGAUAAUAUGAAGAAUUUGCAUUCUUCCAUGGCUGAGAAGUCUUUGUGGGACGGUUUAAAACCAGAUGAGUUGAACGCGGUUCAUUCGCUGUUAUCUGAACCAGUCUGGCAAAUUUCACCUACCAGUGAAGCAGCGGUUUACAAUUACACGGAUAACGUGAUAGCUUUGGGCUUCUUGAGACAAGGACACGUUUUGCUGAGCGAGGAGUGGCAGCCUAGUCCAGGUGACUUCGUGUUGGAUGAGGAACGAUUCCCGUCGAUGGAGGAAACGAUUAAUAUUAUUCACCGUCGAGGAUUUAGAAUCGUGUUCAGUAUACAGCCGUUUAUAUCUACGGAGUCUAUCAAUUUUAAAGACGCAGUGGCCAACCGAUUAUUGAUCUCUGAGAGAGGAAGCGAUCCGAGAAUACCCGCUUUGGCUAGGUACAAGCAGAGUAACAGCGUGGGCGUCCUAGAUAUCACGAACAAUAAAACUCUACCUUGGCUGCAGUCCAAGCUCGAAAGAUUGAUCAUGAAGUACCACGUGGACUCGUUCUACCUUGACUUAGGCACGGCACAAGACAUGCCUCACUAUUACAAAUGCGAGCAGCCACUGACAAAUCCAGAUCAUUACAAAACGAUAUUCACAAAAUCAAUAUUGGGAUCCGUGCCAGUGAUGGGUGUGUCAGGCGCGAUCUCUAGGCCACGACCGCCAGUAUUCGUCUCACUUCCGCCAUUCUCUUCCUCGUGGAAGGCUAUCAAGACUGUUAUACCAACAGUUUUGACCUAUGGAAUGAUUGGUUAUCCAUUCAUUAUGCCGGGUGCUGUUGGAGGAGACGUGGCUCUCCCCAUGUCUGACAACAAUCCUGAUAAUGAUUUUGAAGUGAAUUUACCAGACAAAGAGUUGUACAUCAGAUGGUUACAGCUGUCUACGUUUUUACCAGUGAUACGCUUCACUCAUUUACCAAGCAAAUACUCGGACGAAUCUGUGUUAGAAAUAGCCAAGACGUUGACGACCUUAAGACAAAAGACAGUGACACCGUUGUUAAAGAAAUACGCUAAGGAGAUACUUGACACUGGUCUACCGAUAAUUCGACCCUUGUGGAUGUUAGAUCCUGCGGAUCCGGCCUGUCACGUUGUAGUUGAUGAAUUUUCUGUGGGAGAGGAACUUAUAGUAGCGCCCGUACUUUAUUCCGGUAGCAGACAGAGAGAAGUUUAUCUGCCUGCAGGAGUGUGGAAGGAUGGAAUCGAUGGUAGCCUUAGGAAAGGAUCUAGAUGGAUCCACAAUUAUAGAGUCGCUGAGGAUAAGGUUGCUUACUUUGUGAAAAUGCCGGAUAAUACGAGAUUUUAAAUUGAAUAUCAUUGUAUAUGGAACUUUUGUAUACGGAGAACUUUUGCAAGUUUCCGUAUACGAGAACAAUUAGUGAGUUUGGAGAUUUUAAGGGACUAUAAAAAAAAAGAUGAAAAAUCCGAGGGGAAGAAGAAGAAAGUUGUAGCCCAAAGGACAUCGACGCGCUUCCUUUAUGGAUCGCUGUAUUUUAUGGGUUUACGAUAGAAAAUGGCUGAUAAGAAUUUGAAGAACUGUCACCAGUGUUAAGUUUGUAACGUUCCAACGCUCUAAAAGUAUUUAUUUCUUUACAUAUCGAAAUAUAUUUAUUUUAUUUUA